Molecule: messenger RNA, 948 nt
Organism: Photinus pyralis (common eastern firefly)
Lineage: Eukaryota; Metazoa; Arthropoda; Insecta; Coleoptera; Lampyridae
Product: protein ILRUN-like
Exons: 6
Coding region: 382-933 (183 amino acids)
Biological process (GO): macroautophagy
Cellular component (GO): phagophore assembly site
Molecular function (GO): ubiquitin binding
Source: RefSeq, a predicted model, not a curated record
UUAUUCAGUGCUUUGUCAUGUUAGUUUUGUUGUAAAAUAUUGCAAAUCAUCUAAAGGUACACGCGUUAUUGCUUUUAAAUAUUAUUCGGAUUGGAUUGCUUUUCUGAUUUGUGGAAGGUUCACAAUUGUCAAAGGAUCAGAUGUGUGUAUGCGAUUAGAUCAAAUUUUAAUCAUUUGUAACAAUUUUUCAAAAUGAAAUUUUAUUUGUACCAUUUUUGAAAUUCCUACUGGUAGUUUUGAUGUAAACUAGAGGAAGGUCAAUCAAAUUGUAAAAUAUAGGUUAAUCUGACAUUGAAAAUAUUUACUUUUAGCUCAUUAAUUACAGACAUGCAUUAAUUUGUUGUGAUUUUACUAUUGAACCAAAGGACAAACUAUAUUAAAAUGGACGUGGAUAACAGUCAAUCUGAAGGGCCUGGAAGUUUAGAAAUAGAACAGUCCUUAUUACAACAAUUUAGUUGUAUGGGCACUACAGAUAAAGAAGAGCUUGUGCAACAAUUACAAAAACUCUUAGGGAGCCAAAUGAACCACUCAACAGCGGCAUUUUUUUUAGAUAUGAAUAAUUGGAAUUUACAGGCCGCAGUUUGUUCUUAUUUUGAUAUCGAAUCUCCGGCAAAACUACCUUCUAUGGCGCUAGUAUCUGAUCCCGUGGCUAAUGAGAGUGAAAGUGUUGAACCAUGUGUGAGCUUCAGAAAAGUUUGGCAUGUAUUAAAUAAUGGAGCGGAAGUGUGGCCCUUAGGUUGUCAUCUAAGAUGUGCCUCUGGCGUCAGUUUAGGAGCAGAACCGGUUCAAGUACCCUGUCUUCAACCUGGUGCCGGAACAUUUCUUAAUCUUCGUAUGACUAGCCCUGCUGUACCUGGAAUGUAUCAAAGUAAAUGGAGGUUGUGUACACCUACUGGUUCUUACUUUGGAGUAGAUUUCCAGGGUGCACGGUAGUAGAUAUUCGAGGAU